This is a messenger RNA of Triplophysa dalaica, 2488 nucleotides long. It is a transcript of the gene znf143b, whose product is annotated as zinc finger protein 143b. Gene Ontology annotation, cellular component: PcG protein complex; transcription regulator complex. The coding region runs from base 353 to 2227 and encodes 624 amino acids. The record is from RefSeq and is a predicted model, not a curated record. The transcript has 16 exons. Gene Ontology annotation, molecular function: DNA-binding transcription factor activity, RNA polymerase II-specific; RNA polymerase II cis-regulatory region sequence-specific DNA binding. Gene Ontology annotation, biological process: regulation of transcription by RNA polymerase II. NCBI's taxonomy places the organism in Eukaryota, Metazoa, Chordata, Actinopteri, Cypriniformes, Nemacheilidae.
GCCUUAUUUCCUCAGACGCCACUUAGCUGGGGAGUGCGGGAAUGGAAGUGUCGUGGAAGUCGUUGGGGGAUGCAGAACGAAAUAAAACAGUGAAAAUGCAUCGGAAGCAAUGUUUUAUUUAUUAAAGCCAGUUGGACUCAGGGUUGUAGUCGGUUGCAACAUUGUAACGUGCCGAUUGUGAUUGUCAAGUUACCGCAGCAACUGAAUGUGGGCUAGCGGUUGAUUCUUUAUAAUUUAACGAUAAUAAAAUGAUUAUUUUUUUGCACUUUGAUGCAGUGGUGUUCAUAUAAUAUCUAAAUAUCAACGAUCUCCACGUUAUGGCAACACUUAUCACACGUUGCACAGGUAGAUCAUGCUCUUAGCCCAGGUGAAUCGAGACACCCAGGGCAUGGAGUUUCAAAGUGUUGAUGGGGAUCCACAGCAGGUCACCCUUUGCUUGACGGAAGCGGUGACAGUAGCAGAUGACAACAUCGAAGGAAUAGAUACUGUGAGUUUGCAGGCAGUGACUCUGGUGGAUGGCUCCACAGCAUACAUUCAACAUAGCCCCAAAGUUUCUUUCUCAGACAACAAGAUAAUGGAAGGACAAGUGAUCCAGUUGGAGGAUGGAUCUGCCGCAUAUGUCCAGCAUCUACCAAUGUCUAAAACGGGUGGAGAAGGAUUACGGCUAGAGGAUGGACAGGCUGUGCAACUGGAAGAUGGAACAACUGCUUACAUUCAUGCCCCAAAAGAAACGUAUGAUCACGGCAGUUUACAGGCGGUUCAGUUAGAGGAUGGCACCACUGCAUAUAUACAGCAUAUGCCACAAUCCAACACCAUUUUAGCCAUCCAGGCGGAUGGCACGGUAGCAGAUUUGCAGACGGAGGGUACCAUUGAUGCUGAGACAAUCAGUGUGCUGGAGCAAUACUCUACAAAGAUGGAGGCUACAGAAUGUAGCACAGGGCUACUCGGUCGUAGGGACUCUGAUGGUGUCCAUAUGCAGAUUGUACUGCAGGGUCAGGACUGCAGGUCACCUAGAAUUCAACAUGUUGGGGAAAAAGCCUUCCGAUGUGAACAUGAAGGAUGUGGAAAACUCUAUACCACUGCUCAUCAUCUAAAGGUACAUGAAAGGUCGCAUACAGGAGACAAGCCGUACAUUUGCGACCAGAUAGGAUGUGGAAAGAAAUUUGCAACAGGUUAUGGCCUUAAGAGUCACAUCCGAACACACACUGGAGAGAAACCAUAUCGCUGUCAGGAACUCAACUGCCUCAAGUCUUUCAAAACAUCCGGAGACCUACAAAAACACACACGGACACAUACAGGUGAAAAGCCAUUUAAAUGUCCGUUUGAAGGUUGUGGAAGAUCGUUCACCACGUCCAACAUUCGCAAGGUUCACAUUCGUACUCACACAGGCGAGAGACCAUAUUACUGCUCUGAGCCCAAUUGCGGAAGGGCAUUCGCAAGUGCGACAAACUACAAAAACCACAUGAGAAUUCACACAGGAGAGAAGCCUUACGUUUGCACUGUACCUGGCUGUGACAAACGCUUCACAGAGUACUCUAGCCUGUACAAGCACCAUGUGGUUCAUACACCCUGCAAACCCUACAACUGUAAUCACUGCGGAAAGACGUAUAAGCAAAUCUCCACCCUUGCCAUGCAUAAACGUACAGCUCAUAAUGACACAGAGCCCAUAGAAGAAGAACAAGAAGGCUAUUUUGAGCCUCCUGCAGAGGCCGUUGAUGAUCCUGGGUUAAUGUAUACACCUACAGAGGUGGAGGAUGACUCUGGGUCCGAGCAGGUAUUGGGUGGAUCAGAGGUCACAGGACAACAUCAUGUGGCUCUUAUAUCCCAGGAUGGCACACAACAGGUUCUUUCUCAGGCAGAUAUGCAGGCUAUGGGUGGCACGAUUACCAUGGUAACACAAGAGGGAACCACCAUAACUAUCCCAGCACAUGAAGCAAUGCUUUCAUCAGGAGGGGCACAUUCUGUUACCAUGGUUUCUGCAGACGGCACGGAGGGACAGGUGGCGAUUGUGACACCAGACCUGUCUGCGUACCAUACAGAAGACGGGGAGCUUGUGCAGGAUCACGAACAGCACAUAGUUUCCACAAGCCAACACCCAGUCACACUGCUGGCCACCUCUAAUGGCACACACAUUGCUGUCCAGCUGAGUGAUCAACCCUCCCUUGAAGAAGCCAUCAGAAUAGCAUCAAGAAUACAGCAAGGAGAAACACCUGGAAUGGAAGAUUAGUUUUGUAAUUUAUUGCCACAGUGAACUAAACUCCUCAAGGUUGUGUCUGAGUGUGUGUGUGUAUGUGAGUAUUAAAAACCUGUCAAGCAUCAUAGUUUUUUUAAAUGCUGACAUCAUGAUUGUUAAAAAAAAUUGAACAUAUUUUUGUGUGUAUAUGUACAUAACUGUUUUAAGACUAGAGUUUUUUUCUGUAUAUAUUUGAUUAAGCUAUUUUUUGCAAUCUGCCGAUAAAAUGAACAGAAUUAUAAUUAGAAAAAGAAA